AUGGACGCGGGUAUUGAGAAUGAUAAGCAGGCAGUGCGGAAGCAAUUGGCUAUUGGGGAUUUUAAUCCGGAGGAGCCGAGUGCUACAUCGCAGUCAACGCAGGCGAUGCAUGCUGCUAUAAAGGCUUUCUUAGAUAUAGAUUUCGCCUCGUACCUCCGCUUUGGUGAGUUAGACUUGACGGGACUUUGUCAACUCUGUUUGGAUCCUUCAGCGGAGGAACAUCCUCUAAUGGGUCCUUCAGGGGAAGAUGGACCUUCUUCUGCUUCCUCUGGCAACUGA
Messenger RNA from Lactuca virosa, 279 nucleotides. The record is from the annotation of a GenBank genome assembly. NCBI's taxonomy places the organism in Eukaryota, Viridiplantae, Streptophyta, Magnoliopsida, Asterales, Asteraceae.